AUGUCACAGUCUUACAACCAAUCUUCAUCUUGCACUAAAGAAGAUCAUAACUUUUGUUCUAGGCCAGCUGAUACAACUGCAAUUAGAUUGAGGAUUAAUCAUGGGGGGGACUUAGUUCAUAAUCCUUGCAAGCUUUAUGUAAAUGGAAAGGUAAAAGAAAUGAAUUGGACAUUUGAUGUGGAUUUUAUGUGUUAUAUGGACUUUAUCAAGGUUGUCAACAACUUGGGAUAUAUAAGAAUCAAGGGCAUGUGGUAUCAUCACCCGAAGUUUUCGUUUGAGCGUGGGCUUAGACCUCUUAACAAUGAUGCAGAUGUUUUAAAAUUCGGGGAAGACAUGAAUGGAUAUGAUGUUGGGAAUAUAUACGUUGAGCAUAUAGUAGAUGAACCUGUUGUUUUAUCAGAAGAACAAGUCAGAGAGUAUGUUGAACCUGUACAAGAUACGAUUGAGAUUGAGUCGGAUGAUGAAGUACAUUUGGACAAUAGUGAGGAAGAUGAAGAUUUUGUGCAAGAUGAUAAGGAUGAUUUGGGGGAUAGUGAGUUUGAUGAAUUAGAUGAAGAUGAUUGGGAUUGGACACAUGAAGUACCAAGCCACACAUUUAUGCAAGAAAAUAACGAUGCAAACCAAGCCUCUUCUAAUCAAGAACCCACCAAAGCAUCUGAUUUUGAGGAAGCCCAUGAUGUUGAAUCAGAUGACUUUGAUACUCCCCAAGGAAGCGAAGAUGAAGGUGAAGAACAUAAGUUUCCCAAGUUUAAAAUGCCUGACUGUGGUGAUCAAGUAAGAUUUGAGCUUGGAAUGACAUUUGCCACAAAGAGUCUUAUUAGAGAUGCAGUUAAGUCAUUUGCAAUGGAAAGGAUAAAAAAUUUACAUUUCAAGAAAAAUGAUCAAAAACGAAUUGUUGUCAAGUGUGAGAAGGAUUGUCCAUUUCACAUGAGAUUUAGUAAAAGGGUAGCAAACCAAUGCUGGCAGUUGGUGAGCCUCACUGAUGAUCACACUUGUCAUAGGACUGCUAGGAACAGGCAAGCUAAGACAGAAUGGCUAGCUAAGAAGUUUAUACCACUCUUGAGACAUACACCUGAAAUGAGGCCAAAGGGGUUGAUUGCAGAGGCACUUGAAAAGUGGGGUGUGAAAUUGUCCUCAGCUUAA
Vicia villosa (hairy vetch) is the source of this 1143-nucleotide messenger RNA. RefSeq lists its product as uncharacterized. The transcript has 2 exons. Bases 1 to 1143 code for a protein of 380 amino acids. NCBI's taxonomy places the organism in Eukaryota, Viridiplantae, Streptophyta, Magnoliopsida, Fabales, Fabaceae. The record is from RefSeq and is a predicted model, not a curated record.